UAAAAUCAAAUUUGUGCCAUUACAUUUGUCUUGAUACAAAUUAGCUUUUGAGGUGAAUGAGAGCAGAGCCGAGGUAAUGCUAACCAUUCUGGCUAGCUAGCUAAAUGUUGGCUAAUGUUAGUAAUCACAAUGAGGAAGUGUGAAAAUGUGUAACUAGUUAGUUAUGAUGAUCAUAUUUUGCCAGGGCUUUUAACAUUGUACAUUAUCCACAUAAGUAGCUAAUUUACAGGGUAUUUCAAUAUGUUCUUACGGCCCCGGGUUUAUUAAACUAGCAUCUGUUGUAGCUAAGCAGCUAGCAUGCCAUCUAGCUAAAACUAUUAGCAACCUAGUUAGUUAAUAACAAUCGGUCAAACGCUUGAUUUUGACAGCUGUCGAAUGGCUCCUGCUCGCUGUCAGAUGCCACGCAUUGUUUGUCAGUCUCAGCUCCUUUACUAAACCUUUGAAAACUAGCUAACUAGUUGUUAAAAAAUAGUGAUUCAUUUACAGCAACUUGUAUCUUUGGUGAAUAACUGACUUAAUGCUAACGUUAGAUGCAAAGGCAGUCUGUGUUGAGGCAACAUUUGCAUUAUGACAGCUGGCUGUUGACUGCCAGUUAUUGCCAUAACACAGCAAUUAGGCCUUACUGUGAGCAUACUCGGUUAAUAUAUUUGUUCCCAAAGGGCCACAGAUCUGGUGGUCAUGAUGCAGUACUAACACAGUUCCUACACCAUUUGAAUGUAGGUAACACAUUUUAUUCAUGCACCUCAAACUAUAACAUUUUAGCCAACAUUACUCUAUCAUGGUUUGACAUACAUCUAAUCUCAGAGUAGUGACUUUUAGUCCCAGGGAAUUUGGGGGUCCUGUCAAAUGAACCACCACCACACAGCACUGCAAUUUAGAAACUUGUCCAGCCAAGUGUGACAGGGAGGUGGGCAGCAACAUUUUUCUUCCACCUGUCAUUGUUCUCUUUGCCCAUCCAGACGGCCUCUCAACAGGCAUUGUGCUCUCUGCAUUAUCACUGUGGGAGCAGGGUGUGAUAACAUGGUUGUAGUAGUGGCAUUUAUUUUAUUUUAUUGUUCAUACAGUCUAACUUUACAUUGAUGUCUAUAGAGCUAACUUGUGCAGAAAAAAGUAUUAAUACUGUGUGUUAAUGAUGAUGGAUGAAAUGGAGUCAACGCACUGACUGCUACAGCACCAUUCAUAUUGCAUCAACAUGUGAGACACAUUGCCAAAACUCAUCAUAUUGUUCUAAAGUUGGGGGGGUUCAGUGAAAUAAGAGACAAAUGCUUUUGUUUUUACUUUCAAAGCCUGCUACUUUCAGUGCUGCUUUUUAGUAUAGAGUAGUGUUUCUUUUGUUUUUGUGGGAAGACCUUUCACAUAAAGGAUAAAGUGGAAUUCAACAACAGGAAAUGGAUAGUGCUGUGCGCUGCAGGGCUGCAGACUGAGAUUCUGUAGACCCCAGAGGACACCACCAGUCAGGCUGGCUGAUUGAGAGAACCGACAAUUUGGAUCCAAGAUGACGGACUCCAAGUAUUUCACCACUACAAAGAAAGGAGAGAUCUUUGAGCUGAAAGCUGAGCUGAACAGCGAUAAGAAGGAGAAGAAGAAGGAGGCUGUGAAGAAGGUCAUUGCCUCCAUGACCGUUGGGAAAGAUGUCAGUGCCCUGUUUCCAGAUGUGGUGAACUGCAUGCAGACUGACAACCUGGAGCUGAAGAAGCUAGUCUACCUGUACCUGAUGAACUAUGCCAAGAGCCAGCCCGACAUGGCCAUCAUGGCUGUCAACACCUUCGUCAAGGACUGUGAGGACCCUAACCCCCUGAUCCGGGCCCUGGCUGUGCGUACUAUGGGCUGCAUCCGCGUGGACAAGAUCACUGAGUACCUGUGUGAGCCUCUGAGGAAAUGUCUGAAGGACGAAGACCCCUACGUGAGGAAGACUGCAGCUGUGUGUGUGGCCAAGCUCCAUGACAUCAACGCCCAGCUGGUGGAGGACCAGGGCUUCCUAGACACCCUCAAGGACCUCAUCUCUGACUCCAACCCUAUGGUGGUUGCAAAUGCUGUGGCAGCCCUGUCUGAGAUUGCAGAGUCCCACCCCAACAGCAACCUGCUGGACCUGAACCCCCAGUCCAUCAACAAGCUGCUGACGGCCCUCAACGAGUGCACCGAGUGGGGUCAGAUCUUCAUUCUGGACUGCCUGGCCAACUACACCCCUCGCGAUGACCGCGAGUCCCAGAGUAUCUGUGAGCGGGUGACCCCCCGUCUGUCCCAUGCCAACUCUGCGGUGGUGCUGUCGGCGGUCAAGGUGCUGAUGAAGUUCAUGGAGAUGCUUCCUAAGGACCUGGACUACUAUGGCACCCUGCUGAAGAAGCUGGCCCCGCCCCUGGUCACCCUGCUGUCUGCAGAGCCCGAGCUGCAGUACGUGGCCCUGAGGAACAUCAACCUCAUCGUACAGAAACGCCCAGAAAUUCUGAAGCAUGAGAUGAAGGUGUUCUUUGUGAAGUACAACGACCCCAUCUACGUCAAGCUGGAGAAACUGGACAUCAUGAUCCGCCUGGCAUCUCAAGCUAACAUCGCCCAGGUGCUGGCAGAGCUGAAGGAGUAUGCCACUGAGGUGGAUGUGGACUUUGUGCGGAAGGCAGUCCGAGCCAUCGGCCGCUGUGCCAUCAAAGUGGAGCAAUCAGCGGAGCGCUGUGUGAGCACCCUGCUGGACCUCAUCCAGACCAAGGUCAACUAUGUGGUGCAGGAGGCCAUCGUGGUCAUCAAGGACAUCUUCCGCAAGUACCCAAACAAGUAUGAGAGUGUGAUCGCCACGCUGUGUGAGAACCUGGACUCCCUGGAUGAGCCGGAGGCGCGGGCAGCCAUGAUCUGGAUCGUAGGAGAGUAUGCUGAGAGGAUCGACAACGCUGACGAACUGCUGGAGAGCUUUCUGGAGGGCUUCCACGACGAGAGCACCCAGGUGCAACUGCAGCUGCUGACAGCCAUAGUGAAGCUGUUCCUGAAGAAACCCACUGAGACUCAGGAGCUGGUGCAGCAGGUGCUGAGCCUGGCCACACAGGACUCUGACAACCCGGACCUGCGAGACCGUGGCUACAUCUACUGGCGUCUGCUCUCCACUGACCCUGUGGCUGCCAAGGAGGUGGUGCUGGCCGAGAAGCCUCUGAUCUCAGAGGAGACUGACUUGAUUGAGCCCACCCUGCUGGAGGAGCUCAUCUGCCACAUCGGCACGCUGGCCUCCGUCUACCACAAGCCUCCCAGCGCCUUCGUGGAGGGCAGCCGCGGAGUGAUGCACAAAAGGCUCCCUGCACGCACUGGAUCAGGAGAGGGUACGGAAUGCCCAGAUGUGGGCAAUGCUGCUGGGGGCUCUGCCCCUGAAGCUGCCCCCUCUAUCAUCCCCUCCCAGGGAGACCUCCUGGGGGACCUUCUCAACCUGGACCUGGCACCCCCCACCACCACCGGUCCCACCCCCUCCACCUCCGGCAUGCAGAUGGGGGGCAUGGAUCUCCUUGGUGGAGGUCUGGAGAGCCUGAUGGAUGAGUCUGAACCGCCACACGUUCCCCUGCGGACGGACCCUCCACAGUCUCCGUCACCUCAGCCCCCGUCGCCAGUGUACACCCACACUGACUACACCUACACUGACUACAGUCACACUGACAGCCCCCCUGACCACAGCUCUACUGAGCACAGCCCCCCUGCUGAGCUUGGAGGAGAUAUUGGUGGGAGUCCUGCGAUGGGAGCUGGUUUUGGCGCAGCUCCCGCUGUGAUGCCAGCCUCUCUAAACGCUCCUGUGGGAGGCGGCCUUGGAGACCUCUUUGACCUCGGAGGGGGGGUUGGCAUGCCGAUGGGAGCAUACAUUCCACCCAAGACAGUGUGGCUCCCAGCCAUGAAGGCUAAAGGUCUGGAGAUCUCUGGGACCUUCGCCCGGCGUGCUGGAGUCAUCCAGAUGGAGCUGGUCCUCACCAACAAGGCCAUGAGCGUCAUGACUGACUUCGCCAUCCAAUUCAACAGGAACAGUUUUGGACUGGCCCCUGCCGGCCCACUCCAGGUCCUCACCCCUCUUGGCCCAAACCAGACCAUUGAAGUCAGCCUCCCCCUCAGCACUGUUGGGCCAGUCAUGAAGAUGGACCCUCUCAACAACCUGCAGGUGGCUGUGAAGAACAACAUUGACGUCUUCUACUUCAGCUGCCAAUACCCCAUUAGCAUGCUGUUUGUGGAAGAUGGAAAGAUGGAGCGACAGGUGUUCCUGGCCACAUGGAAAGACAUUCCUAACGACAACGAGUCUCAGUUCCAGAUCCAAGACUGUCAUCUCAACUCAGAGGCAGCCAGCAACAAGCUGCAGGGCAGUAACAUCUUCACCAUAGCCAAGCGCACGGUGGAGGGCCAGGACAUGCUUUACAUGUCCAUCAAACUGUCCAAUGGCAUCUGGGUGCUGGCUGAGCUGAAGGUGCAGGCUGGAAACCCCAACUACACGAUCUCUCUGAAGUGCAGAGCCCCAGAGGUGUCCCAGUGUGUGUUCCAGUGCUACGAGGCAGUGCUGAAGAACUGAACCCCUGACAGGGCUGAAGUAGGGGGGAAUCCUGAGGCAUGGGGAAUCCUGAGGCAUGGGGACUGGCCCUGACUGGAGGGCGUUCCUGGACCCCCGACCUACAGGCUUCUGAAAGGCCCUUUUUUCUUUGUAGAAUCUCCAAACCUGCUGUCUGUGUGCCCUCCCUGGGGACCCUGGUUUCUGUUUGUUCUCUGUCUGUCACCCAAACAUUUACCCUCCUCCACUCUACAAGUCCUUAUCUGAUUCAAACUAUGUCCAUUUUUAAAACUGCUGAGGUCUCUGGCCCACAUGAUCCCAAAGCUUUUUCUAUAGACCCAUUUUUUUUCACUCACGUCAAUAGUUGGGACCGGCCUUUGACUUCACCUUCACCUGUGGUUGUAUGUGGGUGGGUGUUUCCCAUUAACCCACCCAGUCAAGUCUGAUUUCUAUGAGACAUCACUACCCAGUCAGAUCUCCCUUAUAAGAUGGCUUAACCCCAGUUCAACCCCUGCUGCUCUGAUCCAGUCCACCCACCUCCCAUGAGCCUCUAGUCUGAGGGACACCUGGGCGAUGUGUUCAGACCGUGCUGUUAGAGGAGGAGGCUGUGAUGCGAUUCUUGCUCGUUGUGACUGUUUCUCCUUAUCUCCCCCGAUGCCUCCUCUUCUCAUGAUUAUCUCACCUCGCAUCUCUGCAAAUUAGUACCUAUAUUUAGUGUGUGUGUAAUUAGCAGUUCAAUCUCCGCUGUCAGCAUACCUCAGUGCUUCACAUUAAAAUGUGACAGUACAGACUGUUUUUCCACAUCUCUGGGCUGUGAAACACCUGCUGUGUUGCUGUUCUGUCACCUCACAACUUCCUCUCAACGUCUCCACACACAUGCUCUCUCAGACGCGUUCCUCCUUUUUUGUUUUAAAGUGAAUUUGAUGUCCCAGCUAGUAAAAG
Oncorhynchus kisutch (coho salmon) is the source of this 5437-nucleotide messenger RNA. Its product is annotated as AP-1 complex subunit beta-1. Gene Ontology annotation, molecular function: clathrin binding. The transcript has 24 exons. The record is from RefSeq and is a predicted model, not a curated record. Bases 1496 to 4519 code for a protein of 1007 amino acids. Gene Ontology annotation, cellular component: clathrin adaptor complex; membrane coat. Gene Ontology annotation, biological process: vesicle-mediated transport; intracellular protein transport. Lineage: Eukaryota; Metazoa; Chordata; Actinopteri; Salmoniformes; Salmonidae.